Messenger RNA from Aspergillus tanneri, 939 nucleotides. RefSeq names its product inositol monophosphatase family protein. Gene Ontology annotation, biological process: signal transduction; phosphatidylinositol phosphate biosynthetic process; inositol metabolic process. The record is from RefSeq and is a predicted model, not a curated record. Gene Ontology annotation, molecular function: inositol monophosphate 1-phosphatase activity. Bases 1 to 939 code for a protein of 312 amino acids. The transcript is spliced from 5 exons. NCBI's taxonomy places the organism in Eukaryota, Fungi, Ascomycota, Eurotiomycetes, Eurotiales, Aspergillaceae.
AUGGCCACCUCCGAUCUCAGUCAGGGGCAGCUGGAUGAGAUUUACGCUUUCGCAGUCGACCUUGGUCGCCAGGCAGGCCAGCUUCUACUGAAUCGUGUUGAGAAACGGAUUGCAGGCGAUAGUCAGUCUGUCGAGGAGAAGGACAGUGCGGUAGAUAUCGUGACUCAAACGGAUGAAGGCGAAGAAUCAUACGCAAAAGGCCAAUCGCGCGGCUAUCUCAUCGACGAGCAACCGACCUGGUGUGUCGACCCUCUAGACGGAACCGUCAAUUUCACCCACAUCUUCCCCAUGUUCUGCGUCUCCAUAGGCUUCCUCGUCAACCAUCGUCCCGUCAUCGGCGUCAUCUACGCCCCAUUCCAAGACCAGCUGUUUUCAUCCUGCGUCAACCGCGGCGCAUGGCUAAACGAGAAGAGUCGUCUACCACUCCUGCAGUAUCCGUCUGUGCCUCCUUUACCGGCCAACGCACCGAGCCAAUGUAUUCUCUCCUGCGAAUGGGGCAAAGACCGCCGCGACGUUCCUGACGGCAAUUUACAUCGCAAGAUUGAGAGCUUCGUAAAUCUGGCGGCCGAGGUGGGAAGCCGUGGCGGUAAGGGAGGUAUGGUGCAUGGGGUGCGUAGUCUAGGGAGCGCCACCUUGGAUCUGGCAUACGUUGCUAUGGGGUCGUUUGAUAUCUGGUGGGAGGGGGGUUGUUGGGAAUGGGAUGUCGCGGCUGGAAUUGCCAUUCUGCUGGAAGCAGGCGGGCUAGUCACGACAGCGAAUCCACCCGAAGAUCCUGAUACGGCGCCGAUAGAGGAUGUGCGACUGGGCAGUCGGUUGUAUUUGGCUAUUCGACCGGCGGGCCCGUCCAAGAUAGAGACAGGAAGGCAAUCGCAGGAGAGAACGGUCAGAGAGGUAUGGCGACGCGUGAGAGAGCUAGCAUAUACUCGGCCUGGUGCGUGA